UUGAAUAAUUUCAGACCACCGGGGAUAUUUUUUACUUUCAUAUAAAACAACGCAUAUAGCAAAGCAAAAUCAUAACGGCUUCUAACUGUCACCACAAAAUUUUUAACUGUCACUCUCUCACUCCUUCCAACCUCAAUAACUCUCCCACCAAUCAAAAUUAAAAAUCCCAACCAUACACACAAUCUCUCUCCAUAAUAAAAUAAUAUUUGCUAGAUUUUUAUUUUUUAUUUUUCUUCAUAAAAAAACCAAAUCCAACCAACUGCAAACCAAACAACUAAAAAUCAUUUCCCAAAUUUCAAUGCCUUCCUCUUCCUCGUCCUUUUCUCUUCCAGAAAUGUUUGCCAGAAAAACAUCUCCUUUUCUCCAGAAGUUCCAAUUUCACCCCUUUUACUUUCGCCAUACUAAUCACAAUUCCUUCAAAUUCCGUUGCCUUCUCGACGAAAUUGCCCCCAAAUUUGUCGUCUCCUCCUCCCUCGCUUCCGUUUUCCCUACCGGCAACAUCAUCGCUGCUGCUACCGCCGCUUCCUCUGGUACUACCUCCGUCCAUGGCGCAGUGUCGUCUGCUAUUACUCAAGUUGCUGUCACCGCAGUCGCUAUUGCUUCCGGUGCUUGCCUCUCCACUAAGGUUGAUUUUUUGUGGCCUAAAGUGGAAGAACAACCAGGUUCUUUUAUAGUAGACGGAGUGGAUGUGACUGGUUGUAGUAUAUUUAGUGAUGCAGAGGUGCAAAAGGCUAUUGCUUUUGCUAAGAAGGCUCAUCAUGGGCAGUUCAGGAAAACAGGAGAGCCUUAUUUGACUCAUUGUAUACAUACUGGAAGAAUCCUGGCAAUGCUGGUUCCCUCAACUGGCAAAAGGGCUGUGGAUACAGUUGUGGCUGGGAUUCUUCAUGAUGUGGUGGACGAUACUCAUGAAAAUUUACAGAGUAUAGAAAAGGAGUUUGGUGAACAUGUUGUGAAAUUGGUAGCUGGUGUUUCCAGAUUGAGUUAUAUAAAUCAGUUGCUACGGAGACAUCGAAGGAUAAAUGUGAACCAGAGCACCCUUGGUCAGGAAGAGGCAAAUAAUUUACGAGUUAUGCUCUUGGGCAUGGUUGAUGAUCCACGGGUGGUGCUGAUCAAGCUUGCAGACCGCCUUCACAACAUGAGGACCAUUUAUGCUUUGCCACCACAGAAGGCUCAAGCUGUUGCGCAGGAGACCUUACUUAUUUGGUGCUCACUUGCUUCAAGAUUGGGUUUAUGGGCUUUGAAGGCUGAAUUAGAAGAUUUAUGCUUUGCAGUACUUCAGCCUCAAUUGUUUCGGAAGAUGCGAGCUGAUCUGGCUUCCAUGUGGAGCACUAGCAACAGAGCUGGAUAUCCAAGAAAAAUGUCUAACAAAUAUGGCUUGAUACCUCUAGAUGAGAAAAAUUUGACUCCUGAUGGCGGAGAUACUUUAGCUUUUGAUGAAGACGUCUCAACAAUGAAGGAUCUCCUGGAAGCUGUAGUGCCUUUUGAUGUCUUGUUAGAUCGGAAAAAAGGGGCUAUAUUUAUUAAUAUUCUUGGUAAAACAUCAGAGACUCAAAGAGUAUCAAAGGUUGUUCAAGAUGCUGGAAUCGCUCUAGCUUCUCUAAUUGCUUGUGAGGAAGCACUUGAGAAGGAGCUAUUUAUAUCUACUUCUUAUGUUCCAGGGAUGGAAGUGACUUUAUCUAGUCGACUUAAAAGCUUGUAUAGUAUCUACAGCAAGAUGAAACGGAAAGAUGUGGAUAUCAAUAAAGUAUAUGAUGCCCGUGCAUUGAGGGUAGUUGUUGGAGACAAGAAUGGUACUUUACAUGGACCUGCAAUUCAGUGUUGUUACAGUCUUCUCAACAUAGUGCAUAGGCUGUGGACCCCCAUUGAUGGUGAAUUUGAUGAUUACAUUGUUAACCCAAAGCCCAGUGGAUAUCAGUCUCUGCACACAGCAGUACAAGGUCCUGAUAGUGCGCCGUUGGAAGUCCAGAUAAGAACACAGAAAAUGCAUGAAUACGCUGAGCAUGGACUUGCUGCACACUGGCUUUAUAAAGAAACUGGAAACGAGUUGCCUCCUGUAAACAGCAUGGAUGAAUCUGAAACAGAAGCAUCUUCCUGUCUCUCCAAAGACAUUGAAGAUCAUAAUUCCUUAGAACGAGAUCAAUUUCAGAAAUACAGAUACCUGAAAGUGGGACAUCCGGUCCUUAGAGUUGAAGGAAGUCACUUACUUGCUGCUGUUGUAAUCAGAGUAGACAAGGGUGGAAGAGAAUUGUUAGUGGCUGUGAGCUUUGGAUUGGCAGCUUCUGAAGCAGUAGCUGACAGAAGAUCUCCUUUCCAAAUAAAGCGGUGGGAAGCUUAUGCAAGAUUGUAUAAAAAGGUUUCAGAUGAAUGGUGGUUUGAGCCGGGACAUGGGGAUUGGUGUACUUGUCUUGAGAAGUAUACGCUAUGUCGAGAUGGAAUGUAUCAUAAGCAAGAUCAAUUUGAGCGCCUGUUGCCAACCUUCAUUCAGGUUAUCGACCUAACGAAGCAAGAAGAAUCUGAAUAUUGGGCUGUUGUAGCUGCUGUUUUUGAGGGCAAAUCUAUUGAUUCUGUUACAUCCAGGUCGAACAUAGAUUCUGUUGCUUCCAAUUCUAUUGAAGCUAGCAUCAACAAUAAGGUCCGACUAUUAAGGACAAUGCUUAGGUGGGAGGAACAACUACUCUCUGAAGCGAAUCUUGGACAACAAAAGUAUGAUAGAAAAUCUAAUAGCAGCCCUGAUUCUGUUGUUCUUGGUGAAGUGGUAAUCAUUUGUUGGCCUUGUGGCGAAAUAAUGAGAUUAAGGACUGGUAGCACUGCUGCUGAUGCUGCUAGAAGAGUAGGACUUGACGGCAGGCUGGUUUUGGUGAAUGGUCAGCUUGUAUUACCAAAUACCGAGCUCAAAGACGGUGAUGUGGUCGAAGUUAGAGUGUAAAUACACUCCUCAAAGCGCAAUCGAUUAGCAUAGAUAACAGGUACUUUACAGUUCAUUGCCAUUUUAAUUACCACAUCUGAUAGAAGGGUCUUUAACAUGCAUAGUCCAAUUGAAGAACUUAGGCCUUCCAUUCAGUUUGAUGUUGUAAAUUUUCUUUGAACAUUGCAUUGAUGUAAAUAUUAGCAAAUUUUAUAGCAAUUAGAUGGAAAUUUUGUGAUUUAUCUA
Messenger RNA from Jatropha curcas, 3151 nucleotides. RefSeq lists its product as uncharacterized. Gene Ontology annotation, cellular component: chloroplast. NCBI's taxonomy places the organism in Eukaryota, Viridiplantae, Streptophyta, Magnoliopsida, Malpighiales, Euphorbiaceae. The record is from RefSeq and is a predicted model, not a curated record. Gene Ontology annotation, biological process: guanosine tetraphosphate metabolic process.